AGGAGCCAUUUGCCUCCUCCCUCUCUCACGCAGCCAUGGGAAUUUCCCAAAGCAGAGCAGAAUCCCUAACGGAAAAGAAAGGAAGCAGAAUCGUUAUCCUCGAGAGAAAAGAAGAUGGUUCCUUGCUUGGUAUGAGUGACAUCUCUCUUCGUAUUUGUUAUAUAACUCUCAAGACUUCCUCACUUCCAGUUGUUCUCAAAGUUACAAGCUUUUUCUCGGUCGAUUGCCUAUCAACUUGGUUGAAGCUUCAGUUUAAUGAGGUACAACGUAAGAGAUGAAGAGAAAGGAGAAAGCGGAGAAAAUUCGGAGGAAGAAACUGAUGGGAAGCUAGAUCAAAAGAUUCAAAACAUAAGAACGCUUCAUGAGAGUGUGAAGUGGAUUAAGAAGAUACUUAUAGUUUUAUUAGCCAUUGAGAUCUCAUUAGUGGAUCCUCUCUUCUUCCAUAUUCCCGUGAUCAAUGACCACCGGAAGUGUGUUCGCUUGGACAAAAAGCUGGGUACUGCAGUUAUGGUUUUUCGUUCACUCAUCGAUUCCUUUUAUGUGAUUUAUAUCAUUGCUCAACUUCAUAAACAUUUAUUGGUGGCGCGUUCUAGAAAAGAUCAAGAUGAAGAUCAGUACGCAAGGUUAGGGAAAUAUCUGUUCCUAAUUGACUUUCUAGCUGUUCUUCCUCUACCACAGGUGGUUAUAUUGAUCAUCCCAGCAAUGAGAGGCUCCAGGUUUUUGAAUGCGAUGUACUUGUUGAGAACUGUUGUCCUUUGCCAAUUUGUGCCUAGGUCUUUUCGGGCAUACCUUUUCAUUUCUUCAGGCACUUUUGGAGAACCUGCAAUGGCAAGAGUCAAGUUCAGUCCAUUUGUCUUCAUGCUAGGCAUUGAUGUUAUCGGAGCCUUAUGGUACUUUCUCUCCAUUGAGCGAUUAGUGCAAUGCUGGACCAAAGCCUGUGAAAUUCAUGUUGGGUGUGUCAACUCCUUUUACUGCAAGGACAGUAUUGGAGACCAUACCUCUCUGAAAGAUUUUUGCCCCAUAGGCACAGAUUCCCGAAAGACCGAGUUCUUUGACUUUGGAAUAUUUAGUGAUGCUCUUCUGACUCGUGUUGUGGAAACUACAAAUUUUCCAAAGAAGUUGUUAUACUGCUUCCAAUGGAGUCUACAAAAUCUUAGUGGCUUUGGUCAAAACCUCAAAACAAGCACCUAUAUCUCGGAAAACUUAUUUGCAAUAUCAACGAGCAUAUUGGGUAUGCUUUUGUUUUUACUUCUCAUUGGAAACCUGCAGACAUCUAUGGAGUCUCAAAGAAAGAAGAAAGAAAAAAAUAUAUUGAAAGCUAUAGAGAGCAUAGAGAAUUGGCCGCUGCUCAAAAAGCUCUCUGUGAAUCUCAAACAGGAUAUUAAAAAAUACCUUAAACAUAAUUGGGAAAACAAAACCACCGAUGCAGGUAUUAUUCUACAUGAGCUUCCCACUAAUCUCAAGAAGAGCAUAGAGCGCGCCCUCGGCUUGGAAUUAUUGAUGAAGGUAAAGGCGUUUAAACCCAUUCCUCAAAAUGAGUUGGAUGAUCUUUCUGAGUCUAUUGAGAUGCAGCUAUUCAGAGAAGGUGAUUGCAUUAUGCAUGAGGGAAAUACGACUAAUAAGAUGGUCUUUAUCAUGCAAGGAGAGGUAGAGGUCCGUAGUUCUCUCAGUGAAAUAAACCCCAUUAACGUCCUACAAGAUGGUGACCUCUGUGGAGAAGAAGUUACGUGGGAUAUUUUUAAUGCUUGGUCAUCUGAGCUCCCCAAGUCAACUAUGACUAUUAACGCCCUCACGGGAGGUCUAGCCCUUGUUCUCCCAGCCCAUGCGGUGAGAUAUUUUCUCUAUGAACUUUGCUACUCCCUCCGGAGGAGGAUAAGGCAUGAACUUUGCUUUGAUUUACUUAAGAAGGUAAAGGCGUUUAAACCCAUUGGUCAAAAUGAGCUAGAUGAUUUGAUUGACUCUAUUGAGCUGCUGUCAUUUGGAAAAGGUGAAUACAUUGUGCAUGAUGGAGAGACAAUUAAUAUGAUGGUCUUCAUCCUGCAAGGAAAGCUAGAUGCCCAUGGUUCUCACAGUGAAAGAAACUCAUCUAAUGUCCUAAAAGAUGGUGACCUCUACGGAGAAGAAGUUACAUGGGAUGAGCUCCCCAUGUCAACUAUGUCUAUUAAAGCCCUCACUAGAGUUACUGCCCUUGUUAUCCGUGCCGAUAUAGUCAGAGAUUUUCUCCAUCACCUUCCUGAAGACCUCAAAAGGAGCAUACGCCAUGAAUUCGAACGAUGAAUUGCUUCCACAUAGAAUGAUCCUUGAGGACGUGAGUUCAACCUGUCGGGCUUAUAAUAUGUUAUAGGCCGUGAGCUUGUAAAAUACAAAUCAGAAGUACCUGUUAACUGUAAUUCUGUUGCUCGCUUUCCCAUCUUCGAUUUCAAUUCUUCAUCAAAUAAUAAGACUUCAAUAGUUUGCGUAUCCUCCAAAAGUAUGAUACAAACUCUGCCAUUGCCGGAGAUUUACUUGAAUUCUGCAACACAGAUAAUGUGAUGCUGUUGCUGCUCCGCAACUAGUCCUAAUCCUUGCUUAUUUGGAAGAAUUUGAGGAUAAAUUUUAUGCUUUCAUGUAUAAAGACGUCAGAUUCUCGA
This is a messenger RNA of Tripterygium wilfordii, 2630 nucleotides long. Its product is annotated as cyclic nucleotide-gated ion channel 1-like. The coding region runs from base 256 to 2277 and encodes 673 amino acids. The transcript has 8 exons. The record is from RefSeq and is a predicted model, not a curated record. Lineage: Eukaryota; Viridiplantae; Streptophyta; Magnoliopsida; Celastrales; Celastraceae.